AUGGCAAGCACGAACGCAGAGAAACAGCAGCCUCGUAGGCGCCCAUGGAGAAAGAGCACUCAAAGACUUUCACGCAGGCUGUUCUGCUGCUCGUGUUUGCGAGGCGAGGAGGGGGACCCUUUGCAGGAGCAGGAAGAGAAGAUUAAUGGGGGCCCUCAGCAUCCACACUUGGAUCAACGGGGAUCAGGUGAGAGGGAGGCUAUCCAGAUUACAGUAGAGGAUCUGGGGAUAGUUAACGCCAGCUUCAGCCUGUUUGACGAGGACCUCCUGACCUCGAGGAACAGCAUGGCCCGCUCAGCCAGCUCUGUGUCUGCCUGCCCGAGGGCUCUGAAAAAGAAACGACUGAAGCCUCUGUCUUCACUCCCUGUAGAGCCCCAGGCCAUCACUUCUACCAGUGGAGAGGAUGAUGAAGAAGAGGAGGAAGACCCGUUGCUGUCUGAGAGUGGCACUGAUAGCACGCCAGCAUCUGCAAGCCUCCUGACACCACCUGUCAUUAAUCUGAUCCCGCCCACUCCCUCUGAUAUUGUUGACGACGAUCAGUUCUUUGACGUUAAUUCAGAGGAAAGUGUGGCACAUACAUCUGGCAGCGAUGGAAAUUUCACUGCUGGUGAACAGGAGAGUUAUGAGGAAAAGAUGGAGAGUGUGGAGGCAGAGGGGUCAAUAGAGGAAUUUACACUAGCUGAGAAUAAAGUCAGUGCUGAUAAUGCAGCUGAGCCUGAAGACGACCUACGAGAUGAGUCUGGAGAGGAAAGAGAUGCGGUGACAUCCAAAGACAGGGAUAAAGAGAAAACAAAGCCCAGGUUCUUGUGUAGCGCCUACCAGGUGGCUCCUCUCCCUGAGUACCCUCUGAAAAGGAGCUUCAACACUGGAAUAAAUAUUCUAUCAUUUACUGAGCACAAUCUGGAUGACUUAAGCAACAGAGAUGUGAGCUGUUCCGACAUGCUGAAAGCCGAAUUCUGUCUGCUUCCCCACGCUACCAACAAGGACACAUUUUCUCACCAAAGGAAGCUGAUAGCUCGCUCAUGCAGUCUUGGGGACAAACUGACCAGGAGCGCCACUUUCCACGCUUUAACCCAGACCACAGACCAGCAGGAAGAGGAGGGGUCACCACGACAACGUCGCAAAACCGUUGCAUCAUAUAUGCCUCAGUCGAAGGAUCAGAAUGGAAACUUUUCUGAGAAGGACGUGGACAGGCAAGUGGCCAAAUGCCUUGGGGAGCUCAACAAUGAUGAAGUUUGCCAGUGGUUUACCAAUAUUGGACUGCAUAAAUGUCUCCCUUUCAUCAGAGAAGCCAAACUGCGUGGUGCAGACAUAGCUUCGGUGGAUGUGAACACUCUAGACAUCCUCCAUAUCGCCACACUGGAAGAAAGGGAGCUGUUACUGUCGGCCAUUUACAAUGAGCUGCACCCUCCCAGCGCCAUCACCCAGAGAAUCGACUCUCUGCUCGAGUCCUUAGGUCCCAAUAAUGUUGAGACUUUCACUGCAACAUUAGUGUCAAUGAGCAAAUCUAAGUCCUCUCCUCAUGUGAGCUGCCUCAGCAUGAAUCGGCGUUCCCUCAAGCUCAGUAGAAACAACAGCCCAAACUACACAGCACAGAGGAAUUCUCAACUGAUAGAGAUUACUAUUAAUGCAUUGGAGCGGAUAGUUCAUCUCAGGACCCCAAAGGAAACAACAGUGGGAAAAAUCAUGGAUUCAUGCAUCAAAAUGUUGGGAGUGACAGAAGACAAGAGCCUCUUUAUACUGAAAGAAAAGCAAGAUUCAUCAGAGGAGCUUCCAUCAGAUCAGCAGAUUGGGAGUCUACUGACAUCGACAUCGGAGAACAGACAGUUGGAGCUGCACUUGUGUAAAACGGAGAAGUCACCAGCUACUGUUUCACAAAAUAAUCCAGAAGUCAAAAGCUCUAAUGAGAACGGCAACGUCAACAAAAAUAUCCAGGUGACCCAGCCAGCUAAAGAAGAGAGGAUCAGGGAGCUAAACCAACAGGUGGACUCUCUACAGAAUGUCAUCCUUCAGGUCCAGGAGCUCCACCACGGCCUGGUAGCAUUUUGCUCCGAGAUCAAGAACAUGGACGGAGAUGUGGACGUAGACAGACUUGGCUCUGCUGAGCUGAAGCAGAAGCUGGAGUUGGUUAAAAGCCGACUGAACGACAAGAGGCAGAGCCUGCAGACCCUCAGAGACAACAUUAACAACUCCGCUGCUCACAAGAAGAAGCAGUUGGACGUUCGUCUCUUGGAGAAGAUGAAGCUGAACUGCCAAGUGUUUAAGGAGGAAAUUUCCAUGGUACAUCUCAACCGGCAGGUGGCUCACCUCCAAAAUGCUUUGCAAGAAAGCUACGUUAAGGAGAAAGCUCGGAAAAACAGUUUGGCCAUUGGUAGCCUGAGCCAGCUGGUGUCACCGCAGUCUCCUGCCAUGCUGCUGGUUGUACAGGAGAACCCUAACCGCGAUGGUCAUUAUGGCUUUACGUGUCGCUACAGAGAAGGCAGCGGACUAGUGGUGGUCUCGGUGGAAGACUCUCACCUCUGUGUGGAUGACAGGCUGGUGGAGGUGAAUGGUGUACCAGUGGUCAACUCUACACAGGAAGAGCUGACUGACAUCCUGCUGCAGGGACCCAGCGCUAAAAUUGUUGUCCUUCGCCAGCCUCCGCCCACCCCCACCUACCAGCAGUACCCUCUGCUCCUGGAGCACAUGGUCAGCCCUGACCCCAUGCAAGCAAUCAUCCCAAGAAAGGAUGUGGUCACCAUGGAAACCCCUCCACAACGGAAGGUGAUGGCCAUCUGAUGAUACCAUGGAAAGAAAGGGGGACUAUAGAGACUGAGAGAAACAGUGGUGAUGAGGUUGGAGCAAAGUGUUGAAUCCCUUUGUCUGCAGAAUGACUCAUGAUAUGAUAGCUGUGUUAUCCUUUGUUAGUUAUUUACCUCCAUAUGUGAACGUGUUUAUUGUAUGGAUAAAAUGUUCUGUAGAGAUUGUUGCCAAAAGCCUUUUAGUUGGGGACAUAUGUCUUUUUUUGUUUUUAUUGGACUUUUUCUCCUUUAAAAAGAAAAAUUAAAAAAAAAUAAAAAACAUUUAUUUCCUGUUACCUCUUACCUCGGCCGUCGAGAUGUCUGCCUUCUCUCACAUAUAAUAGAACUAGAUGGCACUUGGCUUGGGGUGCUCAAAGCUGCAAAAAUCUCAACAGCAAUGUCUUUCCAGAAAUCAUGACCCGGCUACUCAAGAUAAUCCACAGACCUGGUUGUGAGCAGUUUCAUGAAGACACUUUUUCUUCUUACCAAACUACAUCCGUCAACUGUAUCACCACGCAGAAGGAAGUGUGCAUCUACUCAUGGAUGAGAGGUUCCUGCUCCUGACAGUACGAGAUGUAAACAGUGGUGGACAGUAACAAAGUACAUUUACUUAUGUACACUUAAGUACACUGGCAGAAAUAUUUUUACUCAGCUUUUUUACUUCAGCUGUGGAUUCUUGUAGGAUACAGUGUUUUGUGUGUGGUUUUUAAGUACUCCAGUAUUUUAACUCAAGUUAGAACUUGACUUAGCAACUUUCACUUGUACUGGAGUAAUAUACGACCAGGAAUAUCUAUACUUUGACUCAAGUGAUAGAGUUGUGUACUUUGUCCAUCACUAGCUGUAAACAUUAACAGCGUCCUCCUCAGCUGAGUUGACCAACGUUAACCAGCCACAAGGUCUGUGGAUUAUCUUGAGUAACCAAGUCAUGAUUUCUUGAAAGAGACACUGCUGUUUGGUUUUUCAAAUUUAUUUUUCAAAGCUUUUAGCAUCACAAGCCCAGUGCCAUUUAGUUCCAUUAUAUUCAAGAGAAGGCAGACAUCUCUACAGCAGAUAUCUCAAGUUAUCGGCGACUAAAACCAAAACAAUCUAGACUGAUAAACAGCACUACAGGUAAGAGGAAAAAUAUGUAUUUUUUAUUUUAGGGGGGACUGUCCCUUUAAAGGCUCCCCAUAUGUGCAUCACUUUGUUCUUGGUAGAUAGCACUAUAUAAUCCAUAUUGUUUCAAUGUAUGUGCAGAACAAUGCCUAUGAAAAACACAUUUCCAGAAAAAAAACAAAAAAACAAAGGGUACAUUCACUUCUUUUUCUUCUUGUCUUACAGCAUAUUUGUGGUAUGAGAGAAAAUGAAAAGUAAAAACAAGAAACACAGAGGCAGACAGAGCUUUGCUCCACUGGAUAUGUGAUAAACAUUUCCUUUUUUUUUUUUUUUAGAUCCAGCAGAGUCAUUCCUGAGGGUACAACAAUGUAAGCCUGAUGAGGACACAGCAUGCUUCACCUUUUUAAAAUACAGAUAGAACAGGAUAGAGUCAGGAAAUAUGUGACGUCGUGUAAAGACACAUUUGAAAGCUUUGUAUGCCGAUUCUCUCUUUGAAGAUUAAACACUAAGAUGGUCUGGAACAGCGCUCAGUGCAGAAGAUUUCUUUAAAAAAAUGAGUCACGUCUCCCCUUUGUAUGUUGUAAUGUAAUCCACUGUUCUGUAGGAAUAAAGCCUUGGGCC
Molecule: messenger RNA, 4496 nt
Organism: Epinephelus moara (kelp grouper)
Lineage: Eukaryota; Metazoa; Chordata; Actinopteri; Perciformes; Serranidae
Exons: 16
Coding region: 1-2778 (925 amino acids)
Molecular function (GO): protein binding
Source: RefSeq, a predicted model, not a curated record